Molecule: messenger RNA, 3297 nt
Organism: Lampris incognitus (smalleye Pacific opah)
Lineage: Eukaryota; Metazoa; Chordata; Actinopteri; Lampriformes; Lampridae
Gene: eva1aa
Product: protein eva-1 homolog A
Exons: 8
Coding region: 23-1477 (484 amino acids)
Molecular function (GO): carbohydrate binding
Source: RefSeq, a predicted model, not a curated record
CAAAAACUCUGAGGUUUCAAGGAUGUUCUGCUCACAUGGGACUCUCUCAGCCGUCAGUUAUGCGCUCGUGUUGGGAAUAACGUGUCUGGUCGUCUUCUGCGAUUCCACCAGAGGUUCUUCAGACUUUUCAGACUACCUGUCGAGGGUUUUGAGGAACUACACCGAACAGGCCUGUGACGGAGACUUCCUGUCUGUACGCUGCCCGCCCCGCACCACCAUCACCGUGCAAUCGGCUUUCUACGGCAGGAGAAGCCCCUCCCACUCCCAGCAGUGCCCGCAGACCUACCAGGCCCUGCUGGGGGCGUACAACCCACAGAAGGAUGACCAAUACUGCUCCGUGUCCACUGCUUUACAGAAAAUGCUGGACGAGUGCCAGGACCGAAGAAGCUGUCAAGUCCUUGUCAACAGCCGUGUGUUUGGGACAGACCAGUGUCCUGGCAGCAGUAAAAACCUCAUUGUCUGGUACAAAUGCAGACCUAAUGAGUACAAGAGCAAGGUGGCGUGCGAGGAGGAGAGGAUGAAGCUGAGCUGCAAGCGGGGCAUGCAGAUCGCCGUCUACUCCGCCAUGUUCGGCCGGACUCAGCAAGGCACGCUGGAGUGCCCGCUGUACAACAGGAGAGCCCCAUCAGUAGACUGCCAGUCGGGCUUGGCUCUGCAGGUGUUGACAGCCCGUUGUCAGGGAAAGAAGAGCUGUCUGGUGCGAGCCUCCACCCGGGACUUUGGAGACCCCUGCUACUCCGGCACCAGGAAGUACCUCAGCGUCAUCUACACCUGUGUUCCAAAGAAGUUACUCCAGGAGCCAGGCCCAAACCCCCCAGUGUACCCCCCGCCGCCCAGCGUCCAUGACCCCAACGUGGUGGGAGACAGCGCCCCCCCAGAGGGGACCUUAGUCAAGACCUCUGACACUGUUCCAGAGAGGAAGCGGGUCAGAGAGUCCGGCUCAUACUCCGAGGAGGAGAAGAAUUCAGAAGGAGGAGGAGGAGGAAGAGGAGAAGGUCCUCCGCGAACCCCGGAUAUUAAUCCCAUCAUCAACUCCACCGCCGGUGCCAACAUGGCCCUCAUUAGCAACGCUUUGGCAGCCUACACCUACGUAGCAGACCACCCGGAGAGAGCGGCACUCUUUUUUGUCUGUGGCGUGUGCCUGGGUCUCUUCCUCACCCUCUUCGCCCUGGUGGUCCAGAUAUCCUGUCGCACCGACUGCCAGCCCCGCAAGCGACCCCCGCCCAAGAAGCGGGCGCGCCCUCCCGACUCGUCCUCUGAUUCCAGCGACUCAGAUUCCGACUGGGACACCACCUCGGACCUGUCGGCGCGACGGCACCGACGCUUCGAGCGCACCCUGAACAUGAACGUGUUCACGUCGGCGGAGGAGCUGGAGAGGGCUCAGCGGCUCGAGGAGAGGGAACGGAUCAUCCGAGAGAUCUGGAUGAACGGCCAGCCGGACAUCCCCGGAACUCGCAGCCUCAACCGAUAUUACUGAUGGCGGCAGAGGGGGCGGCUGCUGAGAGAGAGCCUGAGCAAAAUGUAAUAUAAAGUACGCACUUACGAUGAAAGGGCCAUGGGACUAGCCCCCCGCCCGCCCCUCGAACAUUUCUAAAGAGUGUACAGUGGCAGCAGGACCACCAUGGACCAUGCCGGUUUGGACUCAGACUGGGGGAGCACAGCGAGAUACAGCAGACUUGGGAAGAUAGCCCACCCUCUCUGUCAGUAUGCAUGACAUUGUGGUUAUUAUAAGCUAGACCCCCAUCCAGUUAGAGAAUAAGCUCCCACUCAGCAUGGCAUGCUUGGCUGGAAGUCUGCGUCUCAUUGGUGGACGUUUGGGAUGAAAGGUCACCUGCUGCACUGCCUCGCCCGUGACCUCACCAGACCCUAUUAAAGUGGGGAGUCAUUGGAUAGCAAAAGGGCCUUUAUGGACGAAGUAGGGGCUGAAGGACUAAUGCCGUUUAUCUGUCUGUUUUAUACAAGCUAUGGGACAGCAAUGACAGACUACGAAGCUUGCAGCUUGCUUGACUCAGUACCCUCCAGUAUUCUAGUAGAGAGUUAAAGAGGGGUGGCAUAACGUGUACAAUAGAGCAGUGUGCCGGGUGCCACAACCGAGCAAUCUUAAGACAAUCUCUCCAAAGUCAACUACCGCGCUGCCUUAAUGAACUUUUUUAAAACCAAAAGAAGUUGCAUUUUUGGGAAUUCAUCUCAACCCUUAUAAGAUAUAUUUUAUAAUAUUUAAUGGUUUAUUGUUGUGUUUUUUUUUUUGUUCUCAAUUAUGGUUUAUCAUGAGAUAUUUUUAUACUUUGGCAAAGGUUGUCUGGCACCUCAGGGAUACAAUCCUAGUGUUUCUGUGUCUGGGUGAUGUAUUUGCUUCCUAAGAAGGGGAUCAAUUCACUUCAACAGCUGUGUCAGCAUUUUAAUGAGCGCCUCAAAGAGGUUUUAGUGAUGAAACAUAUAAUAUUUUUGAUAUGCUUAAUUCACAGUGCAGUGCUUUGCCUUGCCACAAAGAAUUCACUGAAAUCAACAAACUCGGUCGAUCACCUAUUAACGGUCCAAAUGAUCAAUGGUUUGGACAUCCUGGGCUGAUCUGAUUUUAUGUGUAUUGCCAUUCCCUGAUUUCCUUGUUUUGCUCUGUAGGCAUGUGCACACUCUGAAUGGAAAUGGUGAAUGUCUCGGUUUAAACAUUGCACUUGCUGUCUCGCCGGAUAUGUAUGUAACCAGAUCAUGCCAACGUUGUGUCAUUAGAGCAGCUACCAACUGUUACUGUAGUCCUCUUCAGUAGACCAGGUUCCCUCGUGGCAACCUCCCUCUGUGGGUGUCCACUGGCCUCUCCUUUCUCCACCCGUCUCUGCUAGUCUGAAUACCUGUGACUUCUGUGAGAGAGCAUCAGAAGUUAGCCGAGCUCCCAUCGCCGUAGGGAAUGCACACGCAACACUUUUCUUCCAAUUGGAAAGGAGAGGAAGGAACCAGCGCUGUGACCGGAGGUUCCCAGUGGAUAUACAACCGUAGUCUCUUCCAUCAUAUUGCCAAUUUAAUAUAAGCUAUUAUAAAUCCAGUUUUGUCUUCGCUGCACUGGAUUAAAUCAUAGAAAUCGUUCUAGUUUUCAAAAAAAAAAAAAAGAUUGAUAUUUUCCUGACUGAGAGUUGAUUUUAGAGUACACGGGACAUAUUAAGGUCAUCCAUAUUAAGAAUCCAACUCCAUCUAUUUACUGGGAUUAAUUCUUGUGCUUAUAUAUUGAAUAGGACAUAAAUGUGCCAAUAGCUGGUAAGUGAGACCAAAAUAUGACUCCUGUGCCUGGAAUAAACUGUUUUGAAC